AUGACAGUGGGACAGGGCGCGACCGUGGGUGGCGCUGACAUUCUGCGGCCGGCGCUGGACACCAAGCAGUACCAGUUCGUCACCUUGGACAAUGGACUCCGCGCGCUCCUGGUCCACGAUCCCCACGUAGCGAAGUCCCUCGAGCAUCGAGGAAGCGAUGGCGCUGGGGAUGGCGAGAUGGAGAGCGAGUCGGGCUCUGUGGGCAGUGAAUUGGACGGCUCGGACGACGGGAGUGGUUCGGAGGACCCCGAGAUGGACGAGGGCGAGGACGAGGACGGCAGCGCGGGGCCAGCCGGCAAGAAACCGGCCGCUGGCGGCGAGCGUGCGAAGACGAAGGCUGCCGCGGCGCUGUCAGUUGGGGUUGGGAGUUUCUCAGAUCCACAGGACCUCCAGGGCCUCGCACACUACCUCGAGCACAUGCUGUUCAUGGGCAGCGCGCCGUUCCCCGAGGAGAACGGCUACGACGACUUCCUGUCCAAGCACGGGGGCUCGAGCAACGCCUUCACAGAUGCCGAGCAGACGACGUUCUAUUUCGACGUGAAUCCAGCGCACCUGCGCGACGCCCUGGACCGCUUCGCCCAGUUCUUCAUCUCCCCGCUCUGCCUCGCCGGGUCGCUCGAGCGGGAGGUCCAGGCCGUGGAGAACGAGUUCGCGGGGGUGAAGCAAACCGACGGCUGCAGGGCUGUCCAGCUCCGCUGCCACACCGCGAACGCGGGGCACGUGCUCAAGCUCUUCGGGUGGGGCAACCGGCAAAGCCUCUGGGACGGGCCCAGGGCGCAGGGGAUCGACGUCCGGGAGCGCCUCCUUGAGUUCUACAAAACGAUGUACUCCGCGGAGCGAAUGGCGCUGGUCGUGCAGGGCGGGCAGCCGCUGGAGCAGCUCCGCGAGUGGGUCACGGGGCUCUUCGCGCCCGUCCCCGCGGGCCGAGGGCCGCCCCCAAGGUUUGACGCGCUGGGCUCGCCGUUCGCGCAGCAGCCGCCGAAAAUGAUCGUGUUCCCGGCGGUGCGCGACACGCACACGCUGCAGCUGGUGUUUGCGCUGCCGUGCCUUGCGGACCGCUACGAGGCCAAGGGGGAGGAAUAUUUCGGACACCUCCUGGGGCACGAGGGGAGGGGGUCGCUGCUGGCCGCGCUGAAGCAACGCGGGCUCGCGACGGGGAUCUACGCCGGCACGGACGACAGCGGGUACGACAAGAACUCCGCCGCGCACAUCUUCGCGGUCCAGGUGAACCUGACGACCGCGGGCCUGACUCGGUACAAGGAGGUGGUGGCGCUGACGUUCCAGUACGUCGAGAUGCUGCGCCGCAAGGGCCCGCAGCGGUGGGUGUGGGAGGAGAUCCGGGACACGGCGCGCAUGCGCUUCCGCUUCGAGGACGACGACGCGCCAGCGGACUUUUGUGCCGAAGCCGCGUGCAACCUCCACAUGUACCGCCCCGAGCACGUGCUGUCCGGGCCGUACCAGUACGGAGAGUACGACGAGACGUUGCUCGUGCAGCUUCUCGAGCUGCUGCGCCCCACGGCCGAGGGCUGGCGCAUCGAGAUCCAGACCUCGGACAUCAAUGCUGUCCUGUUGCCCAGCGAUGGGAGCAGGGGGCACGAGCCCUGGUUCGACCUGGACUACGUCGUGCGCGACGUGGCGGCGGCCGACAUCGAGGAAUGGGCCACGGCCACGCCCGCGGAGGACCUCGCACUCCCCCCCCACAACUCGUACGUCCCCACGGACUUCAGUGUGCUGUCCCCGGAGCAGGACUGCGGCCCCGCGCCGCUGCACGCCAGCCCGGGCCCCGACGCCCCGCUGUGCAGCGCACCCGCGCUCCUCUCGGACACGCCGGGCCUGCGGGUGUGGCACAAGCUGGACGGGCGCUUCAAGCAGCCCAAGGCGUAUGCGUACUUUUGCGUUCACUCCCCCCUGACGGCAGCGGGCCCCCGGGAGCUCGCGGCGACGGCGCUGGUGCAGGAGCUCCUGCGCGACGCGCUCACCGAGGAGGCGUACAUGGCGGAGACGGCCAACCUGCUGUACCAUGUGUCGACGGACCCAGUGUUGGGACUCCAGGUCAAGGUCGAGGGGUUCACGCACCGCAUGCCGCGGCUGGUUGAGCAGAUCUUCGCGGCGCUGCGAGGCCUCGCGGGCCUCGUGGGGGCGGGGGACUUCGAGCGCGUGCGGGAGGACGUUGCGCGCAAGUACAAGAACGCCCACUUGAAGCCCGGGAAGCACGCGCUGUGGACGCGGCUGUACGCGAUCAAGCCGCUGGAUAUCGUCACGGCGGACACGCUCGAGCAGAUCGAGGCGCUCACGCUCGCGGAGGUCAUGCAGCACCUCGCGCGGCUGUUGUCUUCAUGUCACGUGGAGGCGCUAGUGAUUGGCAACGUCACCAGGGAGGGCGCGGCGCAGAUGGCGCGCACGGCGCGGGAGAUGCUGAGCGAGCAAGGUGGCGUCCUCACUGCCGACGCGCGCAGGGCCGACAAGGUCGUGCGACUCCCGGAGGGGUGUGCCAAGGUGGUGUCAGUUCCGGCAAAGAACCCCGCGGAAACGAACAGCGCGGUGGAGCUGUACCUGCAAGGCCCCCUCGACAGAUUCGUGGCGCCGAGGGACCGCGUGAUCGUGCACAUGCUCGAGAGCCUGCUCGACGAGCCGCUCUUCAACACCCUGCGCACCAAGGAGCAGCUGGGCUACGCCGUGCACGGCGGGUACAGGCUCACGCUGGGCGUGCUGGGAUACGGCGUGCAAGUUGUGUCCAGCCAACACGGCCCCGAGCUCCUGGAGGCGAGUGUGGAGGCGUUCCUGGCCAGUGCGCGCGACACCCUGGCGGGGAAGUCCGCGGAGGACUUCGAGAAGCAACGCUCCGCGGUUGCGCAGAGGCUGUCGAUGCGGGACCCGAACCUGUACGAGGAGGCCGAGCGGCACUGGUACCACAUCCUGCACAGGCGGUACCAGUUCUACAGCCGCGACGCCGAGCUGAGUCAGCUGCAGGAGGUGACCCUGUCUGAAUGCCUCGAGUGGUAUGACGCGUACAUCAAGCCGGGGUCGCCGCACCGGCGCAAGAUCAGCGUGCACGUGUGCGCCGCGGCGCACGCCACCGGCCGCGAGCCCUGGCACGCAGCUGCACAGAGGGACGGCCCCUCCGCAUCACUGACGCAAGUCUAUGCCGACGUCGCGGCCUGGCGCGCGGGGCUCGAGGCGAUGCCCAUGCUCGAGGGCGACGCCGUGGCGCCCUGGGCCAGCUAG
Messenger RNA from Pedinophyceae sp. YPF-701, 3225 nucleotides. The record is from the annotation of a GenBank genome assembly. Lineage: Eukaryota; Viridiplantae; Chlorophyta; Pedinophyceae.